Messenger RNA from Phlebotomus argentipes, 6219 nucleotides. It is a transcript of the gene sei, whose product is annotated as potassium voltage-gated channel subfamily H member 6. Gene Ontology annotation, cellular component: membrane. Gene Ontology annotation, molecular function: inward rectifier potassium channel activity. The record is from RefSeq and is a predicted model, not a curated record. Bases 572 to 4141 code for a protein of 1189 amino acids. Lineage: Eukaryota; Metazoa; Arthropoda; Insecta; Diptera; Psychodidae. Gene Ontology annotation, biological process: potassium ion transmembrane transport; membrane repolarization during action potential. The transcript is spliced from 27 exons.
UGGGAAAUGGACAUGUUGCACGAGCGUGAAUUUUUUAUCACCUUAUCACACAUCUAAGUGCAUUCUCACUCGCGAAGUGAUGCUUCUGUGAUUGUUGUUUUGUGACAUCCUGAGUUUGUUCAGUUUUCUGGGACGACUUUCGCCCGACUGUCCUUUAUUGUCCCCCCGGAUUAGUUUCAUUAUAUAGUAGUGAUAUUGAAAAAUAUAGUGUGUGCGUGUGUAUUGUGUGUGGGAAGUGCAGUUUUUGACAUCCAUCGGAAUUUAUGGGUGUCGAUAGUGAACAUAAUUUAUAGAUCACCAUCAAAAUAUUUGAGGUUCUGAAGAGAGAGCUUGGAAAUAUGAUGAGGUGAAACUAAAGAGACCCUAGAAUUAUAUUUAGUAAGAUAAAAUAAUAUAUCACAGUGGAAAGAUGGUGCUUCUCAAGUGUACUAAAUAGCCUAGCUGUGUAGUGGAUACUGCAAGUUUUAUUUGCCUUGCCGUGACGCCUUUCGUACAAGUUCUAAAGCGACCGGAUCCAGCAACAGUGGAUUCCAGUGAUUCUACUAUCGGAUAGUUCCAGUCCUCGUUCAAUAUGCCAGUGAGACGAGGCCAUGUCGCCCCCAAGACCACCCUCAUUGAGACCAUCAUUCGGAAAUUUGAUACACAUAAUCGGAGCUUUCUCGUUGCGAACGCCCUGCCGGACAGCCAUCACAUCAUCUUCUGUUCGGAUGGCUUCUGCAAGAUGACCGGCUACACCAGGGCCGAGGUGAUGCAGCGAUCGGCCAGCACUGAAUUUCUCCAUGGACCAAUGACAUCGCAAUUGGCUGUGAAUCUGGUGCGGGAGGCCCUGCAGAAGGGUUAUGAGAAGCACUUUGAGAUACUCUACUACCGGAAAAACGGAACCAAAUUUCUCUGCUCCGAAGUAAUUGCACCAAUCCGUUCCGAGGCUGACGAUAUUUCCCUCUACAUUAUUAAUUUCGAAGACUUAACAUUGCCACAGCAGAAUGAAUCUCUCGAAACACGUUUUAGCAAAUUCGACAGAGCACGUGCCAGCUUCAGGCAAUCUCUCAAGUUCGGCAGCAUGGGCAUCCGCGAUCGGGGUCUCAGGCUUGCCGGCUACCUCACGCCUCCGUCGGAUGUUACGCAGGAGGAGGAGGAAAUCCACGAGAACGCUUCGCAGCCCGAGCAGCUGGCAAAGGCGGAGAGCACGUCGGUGUGGAGUCCCAUGUCGACCCCAACGCUAAUUAGGACAAAUGAAGUGGCGGACAAGAGGGUCGGCGAGUCGGUGGUGCUGGAGGAGCUCAAAGUCGAUAGUCCCAUGAAGAGGGUGACACCCGACUCGCGAAAUAAGAGCGAUGUGGGACAGACAAAGAGCUGGGACUUUGAGCAUCAGGCCAAGUAUCCUGACCAAAAACUAAUCCAGGUCUAUGAAAGUAACCUAAAGAACUGUCGCGGCCUCAUUCAGAAGCGAGCACAUACAAUCGACGACUUUAUGAAAGGCACCACAGGACACUCAUCGAGGCAAUAUUUUCCUUAUGUCUCGUCCGAGAGUGACUUGCAGCGCUACAAGGCGAUAUCCUUUCGGCACAGCUCAUGCCACGAGCCUCGCUCGAGCUCAUCCUUAUCAAAUGUGCCUUCCGACGUGAAAUCAGACAGAAUAAAGGACAAUGGGUCAGCCAAUUACUUCCAAGGAACUCGUCACACGUCGCCAAACAUGGGCGAAAAGGUGGCUCAGGUAUUAUCUCUGGGCGCCGACGUUCUGCCCGAGUACAAGCUGCAGAGUCCACGGAUCCACAAGUGGACCAUCCUGCACUACUCACCCUUCAAGGCGGUAUGGGACUGGAUCAUCUUGAUCCUUGUUGUAUAUACAGCCAUUUUUACACCCUACGUUGCAGCAUUUUUACUCAGUGAGCCUGACUUCAAUCAGAGACGCAAUCGUAAAUAUGCUGACGACCCCAUUGUGAUAAUUGAUUUAAUAGUGGAUGUUACAUUUGUGAUAGAUAUUUUAAUAAAUUUUCGCACAACAUUUGUUAACGGUCAGGACGAGGUUGUUUCUCAUCCUGGUCGAAUUGCGGUGCACUACUUAAGUGGGUGGUUUCUCAUCGAUUUAGUGGCAGCAAUACCAUUUGACCUCCUGCUGGUCGGAAGUGAUACCGAUGAGCUGGGCUUGGAUAAAGACGAGACCACCACCCUGAUCGGUCUCCUGAAGACUGCUCGGCUGCUGCGGCUGGUGCGGGUGGCGCGGAAGAUCGACAGGUAUUCCGAGUAUGGAGCGGCCGUGCUCGUCCUACUUAUGGCCACAUUUGCUCUUAUUGCUCACUGGCUGGCGUGCAUUUGGUAUGCAAUCGGAAAUGCCGAAAGACCAAUCCUGAAGGCGAAAAUAGGAUGGCUGGAUUCACUGGCGAGUGAUAGUCAGGAGUACUAUUUCCCAAACGGAACCGGGGGUCCUUCAAUCAAGUCACGAUACGUAACUGCGCUCUACUUCACCUUCACAUCGUUAACUUCUGUGGGCUUUGGAAAUGUGGCACCAAAUACGGAUGCUGAGAAGAUAUUCACCAUCUGUGUCAUGCUCGUGGGAUCUCUCAUGUACGCGAGCAUCUUUGGUAACGUAUCGGCCAUCAUCCAGCGAUUGUACUCUGGAACCGCUCGAUAUCACACCCAAAUGCUGCGAGUGCGAGAAUUCAUUCGAUUCCAUCAGAUACCAAAUCCGCUGAGACAGCGACUGCAAGAGUACUUUCAGCAUGCAUGGACUUACACAAAUGGCAUCGAUAUGAAUUCCGUUCUCAAAGGCUUUCCCGAGUGUCUUCAGGCAGAUAUUUGUCUCCAUCUCAAUCGCAAUCUCCUCACAAACUGCUCCGCCUUCGAGGGCGCCAGUCCAGGAUGUCUGAGGGCACUCUCGCUUAAAUUCAAAACAACCCACGCUCCUCCGGGCGACACUCUCGUUCACAAAGGCGACGUCCUCACAUCACUUUACUUCAUUGCAAGAGGAUCCAUCGAGAUACUUAAGGAUGACGUCGUGAUGGCAAUCCUAAGUAAGGAUGACAUCUUCGGCGAAAAUCCCUGCGCUCACCCCACUUUGGGCAAAUCCAACAGCAACGUUCGAGCUCUGACGUACUGUGAUCUGCACAAGAUUCACCGAGAGGAUUUGCUUGAUGUCCUGGAACUCUAUCCAGAGUUCUAUGAGAGUUUCGUCAAUAAUCUCGAAAUCACCUACAACAUGAGAGACGAUGAACAAAGCGGUGUAGAGUUAAGGCAUAGGUAUAUGAGAUCGUCCAGCCACGAUAGAGAACGCAAUAGUGAAUCUAGAUCAUAUAGGCUAACUCAUCCUUUUACACGACCAGAGAGUAGAUGUGGUUUAGGGAACGAUAGAAUGUCGGUCAGUCAGAUGAGUGAUAACGAUAUUGACUUCACGGCCCAAGAUCACCGCCAGCAGUACAGCAUAUCAGGGAUGUUUACACACAUAAAGAGAAGUUUUCCCGAUCUGAGAUCCAUUAAGCAUCAACCGUUAGAAAAUAUUGAGAGUCCUCGGCACACGAACCACAAGCACAGUCCAACGGUUCAGUCGCUCAAAACCGCGGCCACCGCGGCGGCCGGCGUGACGGCAGACACGGUGACUCUGAGCGCCGUCACGACGAAGCUGUGCAAUUGUGCGGCGUCCAAGGAGGGCGAAAAGGGUGACCCGACCAUGUCUCAGGAGACAGUUAAGCCGCAAACAUCCACCAACGAUGUCACAAGCCUCGCGAAUCAGCUCAAUGAGAUAACACAACGAAUAGAUGGGCUCGAGAUGACGCUGCGGAAGGACAUCCGCACCAUUCUUGAUAUUCUGCACCAGCAGCAGCAGAUCCAGAUUCAGGCCGCCGCCAAGCAGGCCAUGACCACAUCUUACCAGCCGUCCGAGAGUGAUUUCUCCUUCGACAUGUGCACGGCGGCCGAUAAGGCGUCCGCGACGUCACAGACGCCGCGCAGCAAUGUCCAACGAUCUGUGUCUCAGCCGGAGUGCGCCAACGAGAAGAGCCUCUUCAAGUGCUCGAAGUUUGCUUCAUUCAACCAAACGAUGGAAGACCCAGACAACUGGACAAUGUUUGCGCCAAUUGCCAAGCUCGAGUCUCUGGAUGAAAUUGAUCAAGAUAGCAAACAUUCCAACCAAGAUAAAUCACAAUAGUAGGAUAUUAUAGGGACACUUUUGUCCACUCUCUUGACAGCCUCUAUAGAAAUCUUUGCACAUAAAGUUUAUACUCAAAAUGGUUCUGCUGAGACAUUUUUUCCCGCAAUUAUCCUUGCGCUUCAUGGAGAUUUUCAAUCGUGUGUGUGCCGGCGAUCGACCUGCGGAGGUUCGUCUUCUUAAUGGGAUUAUCCAUCACUGCCUUCAGACGGGGGAAUUCGUGGAAAUCUCAAGCUAUCGUGCAGCGGAGAAAAUCAGCGUACGCUCAAUUUAGUGGUGUGAAUGGCCAGACAUUACAUAAAUGAAGUACCUUAAGAAGCAAAGUAAAAGACAAUUUGUUGCAUUGUUUUGCCGCUGGGAAGACAAAUGCAAAGUGGAUGAGAAAUGUGUAUACUCGCAAUAAGAAAAGUCUUUUAAAAUUAAAGAAUUUGUGUAAAGACGAUCUCGAGAUGACCUUAGUUAGUGUGCUAUAGUGUGAGGGUGGCGACGUGACUUGGCAAUCGCCAUUCAGAGUCUGUGAGAUUUAAUGUAAUUUUAUGAGAGAACCAUCCAAAAUCGAUUUUUCCAGCCAUUUCCUCAAUGUAUAAGAGAAACUUCUUUUGCCUUUUGACAGUCCUCAAAGUCUUCUUCAAUAUCUCUAUACAUAUAUUUAUCAGCUAUAUAUAAAACUUAUUUCUUAAAAACAAAAAUACUCCCAAUGACCAGAUUUACUUGCUUUAGAGAGCAUAAAGGGAAGCCUUUCGAGCUUUUGUACAUGCGAGAAUGCAAAAGAAAAACGCACUCAACGAAAUGCAAGUGAGUUUAAGAGAUGCUUCUGGAUGGACACGCUUAAUCCAGCAAGACGUGAUUUUAUUUUCUCCGUUUGGAGAUGAGUUAGAUGCGAAAGAGCAAAAGAAUUAGCAUCCCUUUUGACAACCGGACUGAUAACAAUUAGAGAGAAUAGAAUUUGAUUUUACGAAUUAGUUGAAUUUCCCAUCAUUUAGUCAGAAUUUAAAGAAAAUUUUUAAAGUAUAAUCUUAGCAAAUAGACGAAGAGAGAACGAAGUUUAUCGACAUAUGCGAUAUUAUAAUUUAGCAUUGAGCAUGAAUUCAUUUGAAUUACGUAUAUGAGGCCUUUUAGAGUGUAAUAAGUAAAUGGGGAGAUUUGGUAGGAGCGAUUCUUAAUAUUGUGAGCAGCAAAGGAUGUUCAUAUUGGAAGAAUUAAAGCAGUGAAAAUAAAAAUUUAUAUCAAACAUUCAAAUGGUUUCACGUUUUAAACAAAAACAGAGGAAAUAGAAUUAUAAUUAGUGAGAAUUUUAUUUCCAUAUCAAAUUACACACACCGUUUGGUUUUUCCCUCUCUUUGUCCGCAUAGGGAAAACUGUUCCAAUUAGAGACAAUUUUUCAUCCUAGCAAUAAAUGAACAAAAAAUCUACUACCAUAUAUAUGUAUGUAUCGUUGAUUCUUUAUUGCCACUUUCCGCAAUAGUUUGUUGCAUUUCCCGCAGCAUUGUGGUAGCGAAUUUUGUAGUUUUUACUCGUUUCAAUAUAAAAACAAUUCUCUACGCUAUCUUAUCGAAAUACGGUGCAAAAGUGGUAGAAUUUGCCUCAAUGUAGUAUUUUUAUAUAUAUAAUAAAAUGAAGUGAGAGCAGUCAUUUGAGGGUUUUUUGAGGGGUUGAAAUAGCCCAAGAGGAUAAUCAAAUUAAAACGCCAUCAUUGCUUCACCGAAUAAAAUGAAUUAUUAAAUGAUUAUUAUAAUUACCAUUUUGAAACCAAGAAUCAAUUUACCACAAUUUUGUAAAUAUAAAUUAAAUUAAAUAUACCAAUGAGAUGAAUAAGGGGAGGAAUAACAUGUUGAAGAAAUAUUCUUGUUGCUACAUAAAAUAAAAAAGACAUUAAUAAAUGGUAAAACUGCAGAUGAGGUGGAAAAAGGGUAAAAAAAAGAGCACAGAAUAAUAAUGUCACACGCUUCAGGAAGAUGAAAUUGAGUGAAAAAUUUGAAAAAAAAAGAAUACACAAAAUUAUUCAUUUACAUUUGAAAUUAUACGAAAAGUGCGAAAGAAAAAGAGUUUUUAAUAAAAAAGAAUUAAAAUAAAGCGAA